AUGCUACGAGUUGGUCAUAUAUAUGGUUUCGUUCGUCUCCCGGGCCGACUCAUUGUCGUACCGCGUUGCAACCCAUGUGCCAGUGCGCAGCGUAGAUGGCCAAAUACCAAAUAAAAUAUUCAUUCAGUCAACACAGCACCUCUCUGAUCUAAUAUGAACACAGAUCGCUCGUCUGAAAACUUCAUGGUCCAUGAUAUCAUGAUGCUCCGGCCUGAGUAUAACAGGGCGAAUUUCAUUCUGAUUGAUCGGGGUAUUCUGUGCGACCACAACACCAAGGUCACAGUGCACCCGUGUAACUGGGAUGGCUGCAUGAUGCAUAUUGCUGUAGAGCACAAGCAGGUCUGCAAACAUCUCCAGCAACAUCAUGGUCUCAACACCACCAGCCCCACGAGCGACGACAUGCAGCAGACUACGUGUCUUUGGACGGCUUGUCUCGGUGCCCACAUGAAAUUGGAGAACCUCCCACGUCAUAUGUUGUUAUCACACCUUGGAGUACGGUGGAUUUGUUCGACAUGCGGGGGUUCACUCUCGCGGGAGGAUGCCUUUCGAAGACAUGCUCUCGAAAGACCGGGCUGCCAAUAUGCGAAACCCGUUGUCAAGUAUGGAGAUGGAUCACUGGUAAUUGACAACAGUGUAGUACUUGAUGGGGGUUGGUCGGCCAGCCAAAAGGUCCGAGUCACGGUCAUGUGAAUCUUCUAACUUCUCUUACAGUAGUAUCCCUAUCGGUUUGUGUUCCAACCUCAAGUAUAUGCACCUCCCUAUAGCUCCUGUCCGUCCGCGUCACGUCAGUGAUCAUGAAUUGUCUUACCGUGUACUCCUACUUAUGUAAUUGAUCUGCACUAUUUGCAGCGGAAAUUGCGUCUUUUCUCCUUGGAUUCGUUGUAGUGUCGACCAUCAAGUUAUUCGAUUGUCUUUAUAUCAACUUGAAGAUACUAAAGUUUCAGUCCCAUUCAACUACCUUCCAAGGCCUGAAUUUG
This is a messenger RNA of Suillus fuscotomentosus, 977 nucleotides long. RefSeq lists its product as uncharacterized. The record is from RefSeq and is a predicted model, not a curated record. NCBI's taxonomy places the organism in Eukaryota, Fungi, Basidiomycota, Agaricomycetes, Boletales, Suillaceae. The transcript has 2 exons. The coding region runs from base 154 to 690 and encodes 178 amino acids.